Scomber japonicus (chub mackerel) is the source of this 1092-nucleotide messenger RNA. RefSeq lists its product as uncharacterized. The transcript has 2 exons. Lineage: Eukaryota; Metazoa; Chordata; Actinopteri; Scombriformes; Scombridae. The record is from RefSeq and is a predicted model, not a curated record. The coding region runs from base 1 to 1092 and encodes 363 amino acids.
AUGUGGAAACUACGUCGCCUCCGACGUCAACGCAGGAUCCUCCUACUACUGGCUGAACUUGAGCACCCCCCCAGCCCCAGAAAGUACUGUCAGGUCAAUAAUACAGUGCCAGUGUUGGCACUAUACUUUGAUGGCCACAGUGACAUGAGGCCCGACUACCGUCUUUCAAGGGCGUCCUUCAGUGCGCUGAUGGAUGUGUUGGGGAGGGAAUCCGACCAUGGCUGGGGCCCAGAAAUCGACACCCUCAUCUUUUUGUUUUGGCUUGCCACUCCCUCCGCCUACCGUGUGGUUGCCAGGGCCUUUGACAUCCCUCGGGCAACCAUUCACCGCGUAGUCCACAGGGCGAGUGGGAAGAUCGCCGCCCUACUCUAUCGGGUGGUCCGACAUCCCACGGCAGAAGAGCUCCCUCGCCUCGGGGGUCGCUUCGCACGUCUGGCAAGAUCUGCAGCCUUCAACCGUGUGGUUGGUGCCAUCGAUGGCUGCCACGUCAGGGUGAAGCCCCCUGCCCAAGAUGCUGCCUGUUAUUUCAACAGGAAGCUAUUCCACUCUAUUCAGCUGCAGGCAAUCUGUGACGAUGUGGGGAAGUUCCUGGAUGUGUUUGUGGGGUACUGUGGGUCAGUGCAUGACGCCAGGGUGCUGAGGAACAGCCCCAUUUACAACCAACAAUCCUACCCUCCACCAGGAUACAGCAUUCUUGGAGAUGGGGGCUACCCCUGCCUUUCUCAUCCGAUCAGCCUCAUCACACCAUUCAGACAGCCUGUUCGUAGCCACCUCCAGGCCCGCUUCAACAACAGUCUGUCAAGGGCCAGGUGCAUCGUUGAGCGGUCCUUUGGGAUGCUGAAGACUAGAUGGAGGUCCAUCUUUUUCAAGGCUCUGGAGGUGGAUGUGACCUACGUGCCGGAGGUCAUCGUCUGCUGCACUGUUCUGCAUAAUAUAUGCAUGAGCAACGGGGACCUGCUGGAGCCAGAUGCUGAUGUCACGGGGCCACGAAGACCAGCACCAGCACCAGCACCUCCAGGAGCCGUCUCUGGUGCAGAUGAGAGACAGAGGAUAGCGAUGGCGUGUUACAUCCCUGACCAUGACUACAUUUGA